AUGUCGGAACCAAAGACCGCCGAUGCCCAAUUUGCCAUUGGGGUUGAUAACCAUCUCUCCAUUGAUCAAGAGGGUGCCAUGGUUCACUCAGAUGCAAAGAAUGAAGCCGUGAUGGAGGCGGUAGACCAUUACUAUGAGGGAAAACCAACCGACGAGGAACUCUCCACACUUCGCCGCGUCGCUGGUGGCAUCCCAAUGACCGCCUACGUUUUGUGCUUCGUUGAGUUCUGCGAACGAGGAUCUUACUACAGUGCAACUGGUGUCAUUUCUAAUUUUGUCAAUCGAAAACUUCCAGUUGGCGGAAAUGGGUAUGGCGCGCCGGCCCGUGGAACCCAGCAAACCGCUGGGGCUCUGGGGUUGGGCACGGUAAAGGCCACUGCUGUAUCCCAAUCAUUUAAGAUGCUGGUGUAUUGUCUGCCCGUCAUCUUCGGAUAUCUUGCCGAUACUUACACCGGACGUUACAAAAUGAUUUGCUGGGGUGUCGCCGUUUGCGGUCUUGCUCACGUCCUCAUGAUCGCUGCUGGGGCUCCUGGACUCUUAGCGAAUGGCACAGCAGCUGCCCCAUACAUGAUUUCACUUUACGUUCUUGCCAUCGGUGCAGCCAUGUUCAAGCCCAAUGUGUCACCCACCCUUCUUGAUCAGAUCAAAGAGACGAAGCCCACCGUCGAGACUCUUGACGAUGGAGAGAAGGUCAUUGUUGAUCCAGAAGCAACUACUGAGCGUGUUGUCUUGUGGUUCUAUCUGCUGAUCAAUGUUGGUGGCUUCCUCGCGGUCCCGUCCACCUAUCUCGAGAAAUACGUUGGCUGGAUGGUUACUUUCACUCUGCCUUUAGCUAUCUACCUUCCGCUUCCUCUCGUGCUCUGGUGGUUGCACAAGAGACUUACCCUUUACCCACCAGGAGGAAGCGAUCUGUACAACUGCUUCAAAGUCCUCGGCAUUUGCCUGAAGAGGGGGUUCUUCAAGAUCGGUCGGCACGGAUUCUGGGAAUCUGCCAAGCCAAGUGUUAUCGCUGCAAGUGGCGGCAACAUGCAAGUACCGUGGAACGACCAAUUCGUCGAAGAUGUCAGGAGAACGUUCCAAGCUACCGGCAUGUUCUGCUUCUUCCCGAUCCAGUAUAUCAACGACAACGGCCUUGGUAUUGCCACUGAUGCUCUUUCGACAAUGUUCAUUACGAAUGGUGUUCCCAACGAUCUCCUGUACAACUUCAACUCGCUCUCAAUCAUCGUCAUGGCCCCUGUUCUCAACUAUGGUCUAUACCCACUCCUCCGUAAGUAUCACAUCAAAUUCGGCCCGGUCGCACGUAUCACAUUCGGUCUGUUCCUCUCAGCCUGCGGUGGUAUCGGCUACACAGUCCUCAACUACUACGCCUACAAGCUCGGCCCCUGUGGCGACCACGGCUCCAGCGCCUCUUGUGUUGAUUCUGAAGGCGUCUCACUCGUCGCCCCAAUCUCUAUUUGGUGGCUCGCACUCCCCUUCUCCAUCGGCGGCAUCUCCGAGCUCUUCGUCAACGUACCCGCCUACGGAAUCGCCUACUCGCGGGCUCCCAAGAACAUGCGUGGUCUCGUCACAGCCCUCAACCUCUUCAACACCGGCAUCGCCUACGCCCUUGGCCUCGCAUUCGCUGGUCUCGUCACGGACCCUUAUCUUACCUGGGUCUUUGGCGGCCCUACUAUCGUUGGAUUCGUGAUGUCCGGGCUGUUCUGGUAUCUGUUUAAGCAUAUCGAUGAGGAGGAGUACCUGUUGAGCACGAAUGAUGAUUACCACCUUGAGCACCAAACGAGCACUAGCUCUAUUGCUCCUGAGCCGUAUAAUGAGAAAUCUCUCAUUGACAAUGAGACAAAGGUCUGAGUUAUAUACCCGUUGUAAAUAAGAGGGGGCUGUAGGCUAGAGAGGAGGAUCUUUGUUACAGAUUCUAAAUAGGGUUUGAAGGAUAAUGAUUCAAUUGAAAGCAAAGGGACCAUAUGAAGGGGACUGAUUUCAC
Hyaloscypha bicolor E is the source of this 1981-nucleotide messenger RNA. Its product is annotated as peptide transporter. The record is from RefSeq and is a predicted model, not a curated record. The transcript has 6 exons. The coding region runs from base 1 to 1848 and encodes 615 amino acids. Gene Ontology annotation, cellular component: membrane. Gene Ontology annotation, biological process: transmembrane transport. Gene Ontology annotation, molecular function: dipeptide transmembrane transporter activity. NCBI's taxonomy places the organism in Eukaryota, Fungi, Ascomycota, Leotiomycetes, Helotiales, Hyaloscyphaceae.